AAUGGAAGGGAGGUUAAGUGUAUUUUCUAAAAUGAAAUGCGUAUGACUAAACUGAAAUGAGUUAUUAGGAGUGGAUUUGCAAGAACUAUCACUUUCUAUCCUUUUAAGGUUCCUUCACAUCUCCUACAUGUCAAUGGGAACCUCAUGCACUGUGUAGUUUUAAUUCUAAACAUUUGGAGAGGGAUGCAUGCAAAUGAUGGCAGGUAUUUGAAUGGCUGAAGGUAAGUCAAAUGAGACUUUUUCAAAUGUAUUUCCUUACUGGAUCCCCCUAAGCUUUUCUUCUUUGUGUUCCAACAGCCCUCUGUGUACUAUUUUGGGUCACUCAGGGCUGCUGCAGAGCUUGGCAUCUGCACAAGGCCCUCUUGAGUGCUGUCGGGUCCCCAGCUGCUCUGGGAGUGACAAUUGGCUCUUAGUGUGAAGUCUCUGGCUGUUUAAAGGACUAAAAGAGAUGAAACCCCUUUGGGGAGGAAUGGAGGAGGCUGGGGAGGGGUCUGCUGGCUGCAGGGAUGGUGACAUACCAUCUGAGAGCAGAAUGUAGAAGCUUGUGGGGCCAUAUAUGCAAACAGGCCCUCUCUGAGCAGCCAGGGCUCACUAUACAGUACAGGAAUGGUACAGUCCAAUAUGAGCACCCCUACACAUUGAAGAUACAUGGGAGUGCCCCUUUGCAGGGAUUGCUGGGAAGAAGAAGAGGAAUACAUGAUUGGGGAUUGCAGACAGAAGGAGGGAGAGGGACUCUGACUAGUGCUUGUGUGGAGGGGAAGUUCCCAGACUGACAAACACAGGAUUUGCUCUGGGACACGACUGUCACGUUCGGCUGGGAGCUCCUCCACUGCACGACGCACGCAAGAGGUGACUAUCAUCUGCAGAGGGAGAAAAGUAUCACAUCAGUGCUUCUGAGAGAGGCCAACCCGCCCACGUUUUCCACCGCAUCUCAUUGCUGCAAUGGCUGAGAUACUUGAGGACCAGGACAAGCUGAAGAAGGGCCUUGUCAAGGUGCUGGAGUGCGUGGCCACCAUCUCGUCGGCCGCCGCUGUGGUCAACCCUAUCUUCGGGGUGGCCGGCUCCCUGAUUCGAGUGGUGCUGCACCACGUGGACGAUGAAGACAUCAAGACGCUGAAGCGGGAGUUCAGCAGUGUGAACCGGGCCCUGGACGAGAUCUCCCAGCAGAACCGCAAUGCCCUGCUGCAGAUCAAGAAGGAGACGCUAGAUGGCCAGUACUGCAGGGUGGAAGAGAACCUGCGAAACCAGUUCCGCAAGUUCAUGGAGAUCGUGGAGGCCCGUCCAGAGCAUAAGGAGCGCAAGAAGGAGGACUUUGAGGAGAGCUACGCCAACGACCUGGGCGACCAGAACCUGCACACUCUCUACGAGGGAGUGAUGGGCAAGCCCAAGCUCUUCAGCAAGCCCAUCUUGGAGGUGUACAUGAAGCACUCGCACGGCGACCGGCGGGUGAUGGAGCGCCUGUGCACCCGCCUCACCUAUCUCUUCUGCAUCGGCCUCAUCGCCCUCAUGGGCUACGCAGCCAUCAUCGGUGACGAUGAGGAGGGCCUGAGCGAGGAGUGGGCAGAGAAGAUGGAGAACGUGCAGGAGAAGAUGCAGGAAGUACUGAGAACGUGCAAGUGAAACCACCUACCCUCCCCUGUCAAUCAUAACCCUGCCCCCUGCCUGCAUUGUCCACACAUACACCCC
Molecule: messenger RNA, 1686 nt
Organism: Megalops cyprinoides (Indo-Pacific tarpon)
Lineage: Eukaryota; Metazoa; Chordata; Actinopteri; Elopiformes; Megalopidae
Gene: rpz
Product: rapunzel
Exons: 4
Coding region: 943-1620 (225 amino acids)
Source: RefSeq, a predicted model, not a curated record